AAGAGAAUAAUUCCUAUGGCUUCAAUUGAGUAAAACAUCUUAUUCACCAAAGUCAAGAAUGGUGUGCCACCGAAGCUCUCCCACUCCUUCCUCCUACCUUUCUGACUUCCACCAAAAGGAAGUGGAAAUUUUGGUGGAUUCGUCUCUCUCUCUCUAUCUCUCUCUCUCACAAGCACAACAAUCACAUCUUCCGUAUCUAUAUAUUUACCAAUACGUUCUUUUUUCUACAGUUAAAUCUUCCAUUGUUGUUGCUAAGUUCUUGUACAAGAAUGGAUAGAAGGUUAAUUGUGGCUGCCCAGAUAGGUGAUGUUGACCUUUUGCUCAAUUUGAUCCAAUAUAAUUCCCUAAUUCUACACUAUGUAUCAUUAACAGAGGAAGAGACUCCAUUAUACAUUGCUUCUAUGGCUGGCCACCUCAAUUUUGUACGAAAAAUACUAGAAUUGAAGCCAAAUUUCGCCGAGGUGCUCAACCAAGACGGUUUUAGUCCCCUCCAUAUUGCCUCGGUGAAUGGGUAUUUAGAGAUUGUUAAAGAGCUCUUGAGCUUGAACGUGAAUCGUGAUCUGUGCACGCUGAUGGGUAGAGACAAGAGGAUACCCCUCCACUACGCGGCGAUCAAAGGUAGAAUUGCUCGCUGCUAGCCUGGAUUCUGUUGAACAUGUCACGGUUCGGGGAAAGACUGCCCUUCACCUUGCAGUCAAGAAUAAUCAAAUUGAAGCGUUGAGAGUGUUGGUGGAACAUCUCAAAAAUAUCAAGAAAGAGGGUGUUUUGAGCAUGGAGGAUGAGCAUGGCAGCACCAUCUUGCACCUAGCUAUCUUAGGAAGACAGUACGAGGUUGUCGACUUAUUGCUUGGUAAACAUUCCGUUACUAGGGCAGUGGUGGAAGUGAAUUCCUUAAACAAGAAUAACCUCACGGCUCUUGAUGUUUUAUUAAGUUUCCAAAGGAGAGCGGGCGAUAGAGAGAUUGAAGAUGUUCUUAGGCAAGCCAGUGCUAAGAGAGCUAGAGACUUGCACACAUCGACACUAGCAUUAACUAGCCAAAAUCAGGGUGUUACAACUAACCUAUCAAAUGACUGGUUAGUGACAAUUGAACGAACUCUAUCUCCAGGUAGACAGUUGCUAGACUAUUUCAAAUACGACAAGUUUAGAGAUUCGCCGAGUGAAACACGAAACACCAUGCUUGUGAUAGCUAUACUUAUUGCCACCGCAACAUAUCAAGCUGUGCUUAGCCCUCCAGGUGGUGUUUGGUAAGGCGAUACUACCAACAAUGGGACAAAUAGUACCAACAAUGGGACAUAUAUUACCAAACCACAUAUUGCUGGACAAUCGGUCAUGAGUUCAUUGAGUGUGUUCUGGUGCUUGUUUCUCGUUUCCAACUCAGUAGGGUUCUUCACCUCUCUCUACAUGAUCAAUGUUCUCACACGUGGAUUCCCUUUGCAAUUGGAGUUGCAAGUUUCAAUGUGUGCACUCGCAACAACAUAUGACAGUUCUAUGGUUUCAAUGACAUCUAAUAAUGUCUUGUCCGUGUUAUUUAUUGCUAUUUCCAUAGCCUUGCCAUUAGUGAUACCUAUUGUAACUGUGGUGGCAAGGAAUCACCUCAAAUGGCCAGGAGUUGCAUAGCAAUGUACAAGCCUA
This is a messenger RNA of Camellia sinensis, 1632 nucleotides long. NCBI's taxonomy places the organism in Eukaryota, Viridiplantae, Streptophyta, Magnoliopsida, Ericales, Theaceae. The record is from RefSeq and is a predicted model, not a curated record.